AUGAAGAGAACCGUGAGCUUGUCACUCCGGUUCGCCAACAAGACAAGGCAUGAUCUUGUAAAGGGACAGGACCGGAUCUCACAAAUCGAAGCUGAUUACCGGGACGAAGUGGUGUUGCGCAACAAUCAUCUUCAACGAACCGAGGCCUUGGAAGAUACCACCUCAGGGAUAAAGGAUGACUUCGAUCGGCUUGAAAGGGAGACCGAACAACAAUUAAGAGAGGUCACUGAGGAUCUAGUUGGCUCGACACUUAGCAGGGUCUCAGAACUGGAAAAGAAGAAUGCGAGCCUUGAAGACCGCAACGAAAAGCUCGAAGCCGACCUCAAGGCACUCACCGCACAAGUAGAUGAAAUAAUCAAGGCCAAGGUGAAUGCGGAUAUUGCGGUUGUGGAGGCAAAUUCCAGAGAGGCUAAGGAAGUCCAGGAUGCGCUGGACGAAGAAGCAAGAAGAGAGAAGGAGCCACCGCAACUUACCGAGGAUGAAAUAGCCGAGCGAGAACGAAGGACAAGGGAUAAGUAUCCGGGACUUGAAGAGUCCGUAGCCGAUCAGCAACGAGAGGAUGCAGAGCGGCUAAAUGCACAAAAACAAGGGCUCGAAGACUUUGCAACCGCUCACAAGAAGAAGAAAACGGCGGCUCCUUCCUCUUCGGUUCCGGCGAAACGGAAAAGGAAAUCAUCAAAGAAGGCUCAAGUAGUCGGGCUGCUGGAUUCACUCACUGAAACGGUUAUUGAAAAUCAACCGGACCCGGCUACUCACACCGAAGAUGCAGAUGAAGAGCACUUGGAGCGACGGUCUACAAGACAGCGAGUCUCAAGACCGGAUACGAAAAAGCGGACCAAGGAUAUGAUGGCCGCCUUCAACUUCUCCGACUCAGAAUAG
Molecule: messenger RNA, 879 nt
Organism: Impatiens glandulifera
Lineage: Eukaryota; Viridiplantae; Streptophyta; Magnoliopsida; Ericales; Balsaminaceae
Product: inner centromere protein-like
Exons: 1
Coding region: 1-879 (292 amino acids)
Source: RefSeq, a predicted model, not a curated record